AUGGGUGAAGAUAUAUCAGAUGUUGCUGUUAUUUCAAAAAUCAUCAAUAGCUUUCCACCCAAAUUUGCAAUGCUAGUGACUGCAUGGGAUUCAGUUGAUUCCAGUAAACAAACUCUCUCAGAUAUUAUAGCUAGACUUCUGAGAGAGGAGCACAAGUUAUCUGUUUCAGAUAACAAGGAUGACAGUCUGGCUCUCCAAAUUCAAUCCAUGAAAAUACGUCACAAUCCGAAAAAUUCCACUAGAAAACGAAAAAUGCGGAUGUUGCAAGCAGUUAGUGAACAUUCCAAAGAAGUUCUCAUUUGUGAUCUACCAACUGAUAUAGAAGAUUGGGUUGAGAAAGAAGAAAAUGAAGAAGACAUAUGGUUGGCUGAUACUGGCGCAAGUGCACAUAUGUCAUUUAGAAAAGAAUGGUUUCACAACCUGAAAACAGUUUCAGAUGAAAUUUCUGUUCGAAUUGCAGACAUUAAACUCAUUAAAGUGACAGCUGUUGGUGAUAUUAACGUGAAAGCAAAUAUUAAUGGUAUUUGGAAGGACAAGGUAAUCGUAGACGUCCUAUUCAUACCAAAACUGAGGAGAAAUUUGUUAUCUGUCGGAAAAAUAACUGACAAAGAUUUCGUUAUGACUGCUCAAAGAGACAGAUGUGAAUUUUGCAAUGCUGCUGGUGAACUAUUCUGUGUGGGUUUGAGAAGAGGUAAUAGUCUCAAACUUUGGCAUGAAAAAAUGGGGCACGUCAAUCUAAUGUAUGUGCGAGACACAAUAUAUAGUGGUGCAGUUGAAGGGGCAAGUCUUGAAGAUGAAUCUGAUUUCUUUUGUGAAGGUUGCAAGUUUGGAAAGCAAAAUAGAAGAAAUAAGUGGAUAGAGUUUUUCGAACUAAAAGAUAAAGAGAAACAAGACAAAAUAAACAGCAACAGAACAGAAAGGAGGAAAGGGGGCGAAAAAAGAGAGAAAAGGAGCAAGAACAAACAACAAAAAAAUCAAAGAAAUUAA
This is a messenger RNA of Leptinotarsa decemlineata (Colorado potato beetle), 987 nucleotides long. RefSeq lists its product as uncharacterized. The record is from RefSeq and is a predicted model, not a curated record. NCBI's taxonomy places the organism in Eukaryota, Metazoa, Arthropoda, Insecta, Coleoptera, Chrysomelidae.